Prosopis cineraria is the source of this 1749-nucleotide messenger RNA. RefSeq names its product mitogen-activated protein kinase kinase 5-like. NCBI's taxonomy places the organism in Eukaryota, Viridiplantae, Streptophyta, Magnoliopsida, Fabales, Fabaceae. The transcript has a single exon. Gene Ontology annotation, cellular component: cytoplasm. Gene Ontology annotation, biological process: protein phosphorylation. The record is from RefSeq and is a predicted model, not a curated record. Gene Ontology annotation, molecular function: ATP binding; protein serine/threonine kinase activity. The coding region runs from base 322 to 1368 and encodes 348 amino acids.
CUCCUCACAUUGUUAUAUCAAUCUAUCUCUCUCUCCCUCUCCCUCUUACUUUCUCUCCCUGAAACUGGCCCUCGCAUUUUACAGAACGUACCCAUUUUCUAUAUAUCUUCUUGUUUCUGUUUCCUCUGUUUCCGUCUUCUCGGAACCUUCUCUAUCCUCUGUCAUGGACUAUUUGUAUGUAGUCCAGCACCGAAUGAGUUCCUUCAUCUCUCUCUUGAAGAAACAGAUUUGAUAUUUAAAGGGAUUUAUACUUUCCAUUUUUUUUUUCAAAUCUCAUCGUACUUCACUCGGAUUUUUCCCAUACUCUUUCAUUGAGAAAUUAUGAGGCCAAGUCAGCCACCGCCGGGCACCGGAGCUUCCAACCGUGACCGUAAGGGAGGUCGCCGUAAAGACCUAACCUUGCCGUUGCCGCCGCGAGACCAUUCGAGGGCGGUGCCUCUUCCUCUUCCCCCUUCCAACUCGGCGCCCUCGACGAGUCACCAUGCCGGCCCAGUUCACCAGCUUAUCCCCUUCUCCGAGCUUGAACGGCUCAACAGAAUCGGUAGCGGGAGCGGCGGGACAGUCUACAAGGUCAUUCACCGACCUACUGGUCGGGUUUUUGCGCUGAAGGUUAUAUAUGGUCAUCACGAAGACUCCGUGCGCCGACAGAUCCACCGCGAAGUCCAGAUCCUUCGCGACGUGGAUGACCCGAACGUGGUCAAGUGUUACGACAUGUAUGAUCACAACGCUGAAAUCCAAGUGCUUCUCGAGUUCAUGGACGGUGGGUCCUUGGAAGGGAAACACAUCCCCGACGAGCAGCACCUCGCAGAUCUAGCUCGUCAGAUUCUCCGUGGCCUCGCUUACCUCCAUCGCCGCCACAUCGUUCACCGAGACAUCAAGCCGUCGAAUCUUCUGAUCAACUCGCGCAAGCAAGUCAAGAUUGCGGACUUCGGGGUGGGUCGGAUUCUUGCGCAAACCAUGGAUCCGUGUAAUUCAUCGGUGGGGACGAUCGCUUAUAUGAGCCCCGAGAGAAUUAAUACCGACAUCAACGAUGGACAGUACGAUGCGUAUGCUGGCGAUAUAUGGAGCCUUGGAGUGAGCAUACUGGAAUUUUACGUGGGUAGGUUUCCCUUUGCGGUGGGAAGGCAAGGCGAUUGGGCCAGUUUGAUGUGUGCGAUUUGUAUGUCUCAGCCGCCGGAGGCGCCGGCGACGGCGUCGAGUGAGUUUAGGGAUUUUAUAUCGCGCUGUCUGCAGAGAGAUCCGUCACGGAGGUGGACGGCGACGAGAUUGUUAGGGCAUCCUUUUAUAAAUCCGGGAAUUCGACAACAGAACCCAGUUCAUCAGAAUCUUCAUCAAUUACUACCUCCACCUCGCCCGCUUUCUUCUUAGUUAUCUUUGUUUUCUUUUCUUUUCUUUUAUUUUCCUUUUUAAUCAUAAAACGACUUCCUGUAAUUUUUGAAAAGAUGGGUUGGGAUUUGAUUCUUAGGGAAAAAUUGUAGAAUGGGGCUUUCAGACUCAAAUCAAAUCAAUCUUGUCUUGAUAAGGUUUACCAGGAAAGGAAAAAUCUGUCACCUUGGGUAGCUCUAGCUCAGGUUUCCAUUGCAUUCUUUCAGCUCUACAUAUUCAAUGACAGAUCAAAUUUAAGAGAAUGUUGUGCAGUUGGCAUUUUGAAGCCCUCAAAUCUUGUGUUGUUGCCUUUUCUGAUCAUAUCUGAUGUGGUAAUUUUGGGAUAGGACUAUGAAUGAAUCUUUGAUCCAUUUAAUGUUUUCA